Molecule: messenger RNA, 828 nt
Organism: Monoraphidium neglectum
Lineage: Eukaryota; Viridiplantae; Chlorophyta; Chlorophyceae; Sphaeropleales; Selenastraceae
Exons: 8
Coding region: 1-828 (275 amino acids)
Cellular component (GO): membrane
Source: RefSeq, a predicted model, not a curated record
AUGGGUUCUCUGGGCCAGGACAACGGCCACGGCCCGCCUGUGAUUCCACCCGCGCACAAUGGGGCAGCAUACGUUGUUUCUUCCACAAAGGGCGCUGGCAUCACAACCAGCCCAAGUGGGCGCCGCUUUGUGCUUGAGGACGACGCGCCCUACCCGGCCCCGAUCGCGGCGGGCGAGGAGGAGCGCGUGUCGCGGCGCGCCAAGCAGCCCAACACCUGCGGCUGCGGGGACCUGGCGGCGAGGGACUCCAUCGGGCCGUUGCUGCGGUUUGCCGGCUACGACCCAGAUGAGGACUGCUGGAUGGGGUCAGUGCUGUAUGUGUGCAAGCCCAGCGUGACGCUCAAGCCGGUGCUGACCUGGACAGACACUGAUGCUGGCACCUCACACACGGUGCCCGCCAACUGCCUGGACUCGUUCUGUGAGUGGAACUUCUGGCGCUUCGACCUGGGGGUGCCCGUGGGCGACGGCGAGAAGCGGAUCGAGUACAGCGUCCAGGGGGAGGGCGGCGCGUUCUACGUCGCGGGGCGCGAGCAGUCGUACCACUGGGGCUACUACUCAUGCAACGGGUUCACCCCAGACGUGCCCCGGGAGGAGGGCGAAAAAAAGUGGUGCGGCCUGGAGCCGCUGUGGCGGGACGUGCUGGCGCGACACAAGGACCUGCCCCUGCACGUCAUGGUGGGGGGCGGUGACCAGCUGUACAACGACGACGUCCUCAAGUCGCCCGCGCUGCAGCCCUUCCUGGACGCACCAACACCGGACCGCCCCGGCUGGGAGUUUGGCGCCGACAUGCGCGACGACCCGGGAGCUGUGGCGCCGAGUGCAUGCUGA